UGUAUACAAUAUAAAAAGAAAAAAAAAUGUUCAGGCAGUAUAAAAAUAAUUUUUACCUCACAUUAAAAUUAUAAAUAUUUGUCCAAAAUAAGUUUCUGUUUAAGCCUGAGCCGAAUAAAGAGUGAAAAAUAAGUGGGCCUGAUUGAAUCUGAGCCCAAUUUAAUUCGGGUUUCUUAUCGGGUCCAACAAAAUGAAUCGGGGCUCCGAUCAGGGCUUUACUCGGUCCUCCUUCUUCUCUUGAGUCGCUCAACCGUCAACAGAGUUGGGGCUUAGGGUUUCAAACUCCACCACCAUUUGUGAUCAACUGAACUGAAAUUCCCAAGCCAGCAUGGGUUCAUGCAAAUCAGCUAUGGAGUUAUGGAGAAAGAAGGAGACUGUUGUUUUGAGGACAGUACUGAGACAGAGAUGGCGGGAAUACCAUGCUUUCCACUCAACCGACAUCAAACCAGAUAAACUUAUGGGUGUGAUAAAUUCAAGCUCAAAAACACAUUUUAAUGUAAAUAAGAAUGAUAUCACAAAGGUUCUACUUAGAAAUAACGAAUUUACUCUUCUUCAUCAAAGGCAGAAUUCAAGAGAAUGUACAGUUCGUCCGUGGUCGCAUUCGCAAUUCAUGAGAAAUUAUUGUGCAAACACUAGGACUCCUUCUCUAGUUAGAUCCAUUUCAUCGCAGGCUCCAAAGGAACCAAGAAAAAAGGCCAAUGAGACUAAAAAGGACAUAUCUACCGUUGAGGAUCCCUUUGAUUCUCCAACAUAUAAUAUUCCCGAGAAGCCAUUAUCAUUUACGGAAGGUUCUUCCUACAGUCUUCUCAUUAUUGCAGGACUUGGUGUUACUGCAGCUUCAGCAUAUGCCGUUUCGAAGGAGUUCAUAUUCGAACCGAAAGAGUAUAAUAUAUUUGGCAAGGCUCUAAAGAGAGUUCAAGAUGAUGUUGAGGUUUUGUCACAUGUGGCAAACAAAAUGAUGAUGUGGCUGUUCGGGUUUUGUCACAUGGAGAAGGGGAUUUUGGCGUCAUCUCCCUCAUCUUCGUCUUCUUCUUCUUCUUUGCCUUCUCCUGUAAUUUUAACCCAGGAUGAGCUGAAGAAGAUAGCGGCUUACAAGGCUGUUGAGUAUGUUGAGUCUGGGAUGGUUCUUGGCCUCGGAACUGGGUCCACGGCCAAGCACGCGGUGGCCCGAAUCGGCGAGCUUUUGCAUCAGGGGAAGCUUAAGAAUAUUGUAGGAAUACCCACUUCAAAGAUGACCCACGAACAAGCUGUAUCCGUUGGAAUUCCAUUAUCUGAUCUCGAUUCGCAUCCAGUUCUUGAUCUCGCCAUUGAUGGGGCUGAUGAGGUCGACCCGUAUCUCAAUCUGGUUAAAGGCCGAGGUGGGUCACUCUUGAGGGAAAAAAUGGUUGAGGGUGCUUGCAAGAAGUUUAUUGUCAUUGUUGAUGAGACAAAGAUGGUUAAGCAUUUGGGGGGUAGUGGAUUGGCUAUGCCCGUGGAGAUUAUCCCUUUUUGCUGGAAAUUCACGGCGCAAAGGCUUCAAAACUUGUUUGAGGAUGCUGGCUGUGUGGCAAAGCUGAGGACUUUUGGUGAAAAGGUAGAGCCUUUUGUCACAGAUAAUGGGAACUAUAUUGUGGACUUGUAUUUCAAGAAAGAUAUUGGUGAUUUGAAGGUUGCUAGUGAUUCCAUUUUAAGGCUAGCUGGAGUUGUUGAGCAUGGGAUGUUUUUAGACAUGGCCACCACUGUUAUCAUUGCAGGCGAGCUUGGUGUGACGUUAAAGAAUAAGUAAUCACCGGUAUAAAAGUUUUAAUAUUUCAGUCAAUAUGACUGGUAUCUGUUGUAACAAGGGAACGGUUUUUGUUCCCACUUGAUUAUGUCUAAUUUUGGUUAUUCUUUGUCACAUCUAAUUUUGAUUGUGUCUUUGGCACAAUUUAGCUUCGAAGAAUAGGAACAUUGAAUUUUCUAGACAGCUAAAUGAGGGGCUUAUAUUGUUGGUUCCACAUUGGUUAUGAGAUAUCUUAUACUUUAUAAAUGUCUCCUGUUGGUUCCACAUUGUGUUCCAUUAUUUCUACGUUGGACCAGAGUAGUGGGAUGUAUUAAGAUCUCCUUGAUUUUUGUUGGGCUUACCGAUACAUUGCAGGUAUGGAUUCAUUGGCUGUAGCUCAUCAAUUCCAACUCAGAUUGUUUUGCUCUAUCCAUGUUUGCACUCUAUUUGAAGACUACAAGUCAGAACCUACUGUCUAAAUUACAUUGCUCAAUGAGACAAUUGACCUCUAUUCUGGUUGGUUAGCUGAAGCCAAACCUGUUGUCUAGUAUAACAAGCUUGUCUGCUAUGUUGAUGUGUUCCAAUAAAUUUGUUUAAACCAUGUUAUGUCCAUUGGUUCGACAACUCAUGAUUAAUCACAGAUUUGUUAAAGGGA
Molecule: messenger RNA, 2396 nt
Organism: Cannabis sativa
Lineage: Eukaryota; Viridiplantae; Streptophyta; Magnoliopsida; Rosales; Cannabaceae
Product: probable ribose-5-phosphate isomerase 2
Exons: 8
Coding region: 329-1765 (478 amino acids)
Biological process (GO): pentose-phosphate shunt, non-oxidative branch; protein import into mitochondrial matrix
Cellular component (GO): TIM23 mitochondrial import inner membrane translocase complex
Molecular function (GO): ribose-5-phosphate isomerase activity
Source: RefSeq, a predicted model, not a curated record